AACAGUAACCGUAUCGUAUCGCGCAGCUGAUAUUGUGAGUAGCAGUGAGUGUACAGUAGCAGCAGCAGCAGCAGAAGGCGGGGGCUGUGCCUGCAACAGCCACAGCGGACACACACACAGCUCGUACGCGGGAAUGACGCUUUGUUUGCCUCCUGCUCCUCGCUCUUGGACUGACAUCUCAAAUGUUGGACGCGCUGUGGCCGAUCCUUGUCAGAUCCUCUGUUGUUUGUGAGCUCCAUGGAAAUGGGACUGUCCGCUUCGACUAAAAUGGGAUUUUAAUGGUGCAAACAGCGGACGCUCUGUGCGUGUGCGCAGCCAGGGGACUGUACUAUUGGUGAUGUUUGCCCAGGAAUAAACACGGUGUAGCCGAAGGUGCUGACCAUCUCGUUUCCAUGGACAACACGUCCAUAAUAACACAGGUUGCAAAUCCGAAAGAGGAGGAGAGCAAUUCUUCAAGCCCAGACAAAGUGUCCCAGUCCAACACCAGUCUCAAGAAGCAUCGCAACCGGAGCAUCUUCAGCCCUUUCUUCUGCUGCUUCCGAAACUACAAUGACUAUCACGCCGACCCGCCCUCUGCCAACAACAAGAGCCUGCCCCUGCCCCCGCCCCCCGAUGAGAACGGCAGCCCGCCCAAGCCUCCAGCCAAGUUCUUGCUCCCUGAGGUCAGUAUAGGAGACUAUGGCAAGAACUGUGUGGUGAUCGACCUGGACGAGACCCUGGUGCACUCCUCCUUUAAGCCCAUCAGCAACGCAGACUUCAUUGUUCCCGUGGAGAUUGAUGGCACUGUUCAUCAGGUGUACGUUCUGAAGAGGCCUCACGUGGAUGAGUUUUUGCAGAAGAUGGGAGAGCUGUUUGAAUGUGUGCUCUUCACUGCUAGCUUAGCCAAGUAUGCUGAUCCUGUGGCUGACCUGCUGGACCAAUGGGGCGUGUUUCGAGCUCGCCUCUUCAGGGAAUCCUGUGUUUUCCAUCGAGGAAACUACGUCAAAGACCUCAGCCGCCUGGGCCGAGAGCUCAGCAAAGUCAUCAUCGUAGACAACUCACCUGCCUCGUACAUAUUCCACCCGGAGAAUGCCGUCCCGGUGCAGUCGUGGUUUGAUGACAUGACAGAUACAGAACUGCUGGACCUUAUACCACUUUUCGAGGGCCUAAGUAAAGAAGAGGACGUUUAUAGUUCAUUACAGAGUCUGAGGAACAGGUAGCAAACAGACAACGAACUUCCUUAAGCGGACGUUUUGAAUCUCCAAGUCUGAAGACGCUUGUACAGGACUUCCAUUGCAAAUAAGAUUAUAUUACUUACUGUAUGUAAAGUAUAUGUUUAUAAGUACUUUUCUAACACAGGAAGUUUUACAAUACUAGUAACCAAGAUUAUUUUAGUUACCAAAAAUAAUCAGUCUCACAUCUCUUUGUUUUGCUUUUGUCAGUUUUUUGUGUUGAGCAGUGCUAUGCAGGCUGGUGUUUCCUGUCCAAUCUUUAGGUUCAAAUAACUGUGAUUUUUCCUUUUACAGAAAAAAGUGCCUUCAUUACUGAGCUGAUUUGAAUGGGGUGCACAUUUUGUAUGCUGUAAUCUACAAAAAAGAUAUAUUCUCGUCAAUCUACACAAAAUGGACAAUACAAAACUGUCUUUUUAAUAUUAGUGAAUUGACUAAAAAGGUUUACGAUUCAAUGUGGUUUGUGACUGGCUACGUUAUUGUAAAUCCUUAAAGAUGUUUAAAAAUGAAACAAUUAAAUGUGAUGAAAUUACUGUCUGACAAAAAUGUCAAGAGAAAAGUAUAUUUACUAGUUUAGGUUAUAUGAUAUUCUAUUUAUUGGGGUAAAGGGUGUAAAAGAAUGCUGUCAAAGUUGUACUGUACAACAUGAUUAAAGUUGCAAUUUUGCACACUG
Messenger RNA from Periophthalmus magnuspinnatus, 1881 nucleotides. It is a transcript of the gene ctdspla, whose product is annotated as CTD (carboxy-terminal domain, RNA polymerase II, polypeptide A) small phosphatase-like a. NCBI's taxonomy places the organism in Eukaryota, Metazoa, Chordata, Actinopteri, Gobiiformes, Gobiidae. The record is from RefSeq and is a predicted model, not a curated record. The transcript has 7 exons. Gene Ontology annotation, molecular function: RNA polymerase II CTD heptapeptide repeat phosphatase activity. The coding region runs from base 393 to 1199 and encodes 268 amino acids.